Molecule: messenger RNA, 516 nt
Organism: Papaver somniferum (opium poppy)
Lineage: Eukaryota; Viridiplantae; Streptophyta; Magnoliopsida; Ranunculales; Papaveraceae
Product: NDR1/HIN1-like protein 13
Exons: 1
Coding region: 1-516 (171 amino acids)
Cellular component (GO): plasma membrane
Source: RefSeq, a predicted model, not a curated record
AUGAAUCUUACUGCAUCAACACGUUCCAUGAUCUCCCUCAAUGGCAAGAACUUUACCACUUCAUUGACUUCUUCGGAUGAUACGGUCACGCUUUCACCGGAAUUCGAUAUUACAAUUAGUGCAAAAAACCCAUGCUUUCUAGGCUACAACUACUAUGAGAAAGACAGUAGUAUUUCUAUUUACUACUCUAAUGUUGUCAUGCUAUGUUCAUCUGGCAAUAUAAUCCCAAGUUUUUACCAACCGAAAUACAAUCUGACGGUUUUUCAAACUGUGGUAAAGUGUUCCGCUGUAACGUUAACGUCUACAAUUUAUGAAUCCUUAUUGGAUCAGCAGAGAAAAGGGAAUGUUGUUCUAGGAGUGUAUAUGGAUAUACCUAUGAAAGCUGACGACAAUGGAAGUCAUGAAAGACCAGUGUCAGUUGUUAAGGCUCACUGUGAUAUCGCAGUGGACAAAUUAGUUGCGGAUUCCAAAAUCUUAUCCAAGGAAUGCAGCCUUACCAAGAAGUUCUGGGGGUAA